GCGAAACCUGCUCGGUCGCUGGGGAUUGCUUGCCAGAGCCUGCGGGCGCCAGCGGAGAUCGCAGCCCACAGCCAUGGCGGGGUCUCCCAGCCGCUCCGCGAGCCGGCGACUGCAGCUGCCCCUGCUGUGCCUCUUCCUCCAGGGAGCCACCGCUGUCCUCUUUGCUGUCUUCGUCCGCUACAACCACGAAACCGACGCUUCCGUCUGGCACCGGGGCAACCACAGUAAUGCGGACAGUGAAUUUUACUUUCGCUACCCAAGCUUCCAGGACGUGCAUGCCAUGGUCUUCGUGGGCUUUGGCUUCCUCAUGGUCUUCCUGCAGCGUUAUGGCUUCAGCAGUGUGGGCUUCACCUUCCUCCUGGCCUCCUUUGCCCUGCAGUGGUCCACACUGGUUCAGGGCUUCCUCCACUCCUUCGACAGCGGCCACAUCCAUGUUGGCAUCGAGAGCAUGAUCAACGCUGACUUUUGUGCGGGGGCCGUGCUCAUCUCCUUUGGUGCCAUCCUGGGCAAGACCGGGCCUGCACAGCUGCUGCUCAUGGCCCUGCUGGAGGUGGUGCUGUUUGGCAUCAAUGAGUUUGUGCUUCUUAAUCUCCUGGGGGUGAGAGACGCGGGAGGCUCCAUGACUAUCCACACGUUCGGCGCCUACUUCGGGCUGGUCCUUUCACGGGUUCUGUACAGGCCCCAGCUGGAGAAGAGCAGGCACCGCCAGGGCUCCAUCUACCAUUCAGACCUCUUCGCCAUGAUUGGGACCAUCUUCCUGUGGAUCUUCUGGCCUAGUUUCAACUCUGCGCUCACAGCGCUGGGGGCCGGGCAGCAUCGGACAGCCCUCAACACAUACUACUCCCUGGCUGCCAGCACCCUCGGCACCUUUGCCUUGUCAGCCCUUGUCGGGGAAGACGGGCGGCUUGACAUGGUCCACAUCCAAAAUGCAGCGCUGGCUGGAGGGGUUGUGGUGGGGACCUCGAGUGAAAUGAUGCUGACACCGUUUGGGUCUCUGGCAGCCGGCUUCUUGGCUGGGACCGUCUCCACGCUGGGGUACAAGUUCUUCACGCCCAUCCUUGAAUUGAAAUUCAAAGUCCAAGACACAUGUGGAGUCCACAACCUCCAUGGGAUGCCGGGGGUCCUGGGGGCCCUCCUGGGGGUCCUUGUGGCCGGGCUUGCCACCCGUGAAGCUUACGGAGACGGCCUGGAGAGUGUGUUUCCACUCAUAGCCGAGGGCCAGCGCAGUGCCACAUCACAGGCCGUGCAUCAGCUCUUCGGGCUGUUUGUCACACUGCUGUUUGCCUCCGUGGGCGGAGCCCUUGGAGGGCUCCUGCUGAAGCUGCCCUUCCUGGACUCCCCCGAAGACUCCCAGUGCUACGAGGACCAGGUUCACUGGGAGGUGCCUGGCGAGCAUGAGGUGAAAGCCCAGAGACCUCUGAGGAUGGAGGAAGCAGACACUCAGGCCUGACAUGCUGCUGGCCCUUGAGAGGAUGCGCUCCUUUUAGAAGAUGCUGAUUGGCUACUCUUAGGAGUUCUUUUUGAGCUCCCAUUCCUCCAGCUGCAAGAAAGGAGCCAUGAGCUGAAAGGAGGCCCCUUUCCACAGGCAGCAUCUCCAGAGGAGAGGGGUAGCAGGCUGGGAGAUGGUGGGCAGUGGGGCCGUAACUGGGUACAGUAGGGGGAACCUCACCAGAUGCCUGACCCGACUGCCUUACCAGCCUGCACAGGGGUAGAAGGGGCCAAAGUGAGGCACCCAAGUGACCCACUGGCCCCACAUCACACAGUUAGUGAAGCCCGAGCCGGGCCUGGCUGAGGGUGAUAAAUGCCACAUCUCUAA
Cebus imitator (Panamanian white-faced capuchin) is the source of this 1816-nucleotide messenger RNA. RefSeq names its product Rh family B glycoprotein (gene RHBG). Gene Ontology annotation, cellular component: plasma membrane. Lineage: Eukaryota; Metazoa; Chordata; Mammalia; Primates; Cebidae. The transcript has 10 exons. Gene Ontology annotation, molecular function: ammonium channel activity. Bases 74 to 1450 code for a protein of 458 amino acids. The record is from RefSeq and is a predicted model, not a curated record. Gene Ontology annotation, biological process: ammonium transmembrane transport; ammonium homeostasis.